AUGAAAGCUCGGGAGCAUUGCAUUCGAGCUUGUGCCAUUUUUCAAUGUUUGGAAAAUGCUGUACUUAUUCUACAGUCAUAUCAGGAGGAAAAUGAUGACUUUAAACAUGGCUUUAUCGAUCGUCAGUUCGUUUUGAAACUGAUCGAAAUAAUUGAAAAAACAGACUGGAAGUUAGAAAAUGGAUUUUAUAUGAUAAGCAAUGGUAUGUUAGGUUUUGGAACGAAUUUUCCUUAGUGUUAAAGAUUAAGUUUUGAGUUUGUGAUUGUUUGCUUUUUCAAAGUCAGCAUCUAGAACACACCACUUUUGGUAAAAAUGGCUUCUUCUAUUAAACUUUUGAACUCGUUACACGACUAUUUCGCGAAUGACUCUUGCGCUAAUUUUCCAUAAUACAAUUUGGGUAUUUUUGGCAGUGUGUGACAGGGUGGAGGAUGAGGACAGGUCUUCAGAAAAAUUCACAAAAAAUACCUCCAUCGGCAGGGGAUACCCUUAAAUGUUAUUAGGGUUGUCUGGUAUAUAUGUGUCUAGGUUAUUAGAUUUUUUAGAUUAUUUGUUUGUGUACAUACAUGUGUAGAACAUUGUCCAUAGAAAACAAGAAAAAAUCUUUGGCGCAGAUAAAAGCCAAAUUUUGUGAUCUACAACAGUAAUACAGAAAAAUCUGCUCAUUAUUAGUUGUUCUCAUCAGUUUCGAAGGUGAGCGUGUGUAGGACUAUAUAACAUUAGGAAGGACUAAAGAACUUAGUCGCAACACCUUAGAUUGCUGAGCCCGUGGGAAUGAGAAUACAAUUCAUAUAGCAUGCCUCUGCGCACAAGUUAUAUACAGGGUGUCCCAUAAAUCACCGAACGAAUUUGUUUGCGAAUAACUUUUGAUAGGAGCAAGUUAGAGAUCUCCGGUUUUCGCCAUUUGAAGAGGAGACUUGGAGACAUGUGUUCAUAAUCAAUAUUAUUUUCAGAAGAGUUUUCUGAAACAGGUUUUCUAGGAGAUCUUUGGAAAACUAGGCUGUCUGUAAAGAUUUUCCAAUAGCAUUGUAUUGCACUUUUUCAUGCGCUGAUAGCUCGGGGUGUCCUAUCCAAAAUGGGAGUAAAGUGAGACCUUGAUUUUCCACGGUUCGGGCGUUGUAUCGAAUUUCCUACGAGUCCAAGAACUGGCACGCGGUGACUAUUCGUAGCCUUAAAGACGGAUGGACUAUGGGCAAUCGACCAUGCUGAGUUUCAUGGAAAUAGUUUUUUUUAGAAAAAGUUUUAAAAAUCUGCCGAAAAGCCAGUUUUACGAAAAUUAGGAUUUUCAGGCUGUUUUCACCUAAUAUUAAAAAAUUCACUAUCCACUUAGGAAACAUCAGAACAAGCUCAAAAUCUCAGGAUAUGAUUAAUGUUGUUCGCUAAAUAUGAUUUUAGGAUCGAAAAAAUCUAAAAGCAUAUUUUUGUUAAUACGUUUUCCAGAAACCAUUUUGGAAAACCCGAGGAUUCUGUAAAAUUUUUUUCGAGAUUUCCUAUGAAUAGGACAUAGAAUAACUUAAAUACUCUACAUUAUGAAGUUCUGAACUCGUUCGGAUGUUUUUUGAGUGAAUAGUGAAUUUUUUAAUAUUACGUGAAAACAGCCUGAAAAUCCUAAUUUUCGUAAAACUGGCUU
Messenger RNA from Didymodactylos carnosus, 1627 nucleotides. Lineage: Eukaryota; Metazoa; Rotifera; Eurotatoria; Philodinida; Philodinidae. The record is from the annotation of a GenBank genome assembly.